UCUCUUUAUUUUUCUCUUGCUCCAUGCCCGUGUGCUUCUGUAACAUAUUAGGGUUUGAUUUCUCCAAUAGUUAUGACUAACAUGGAGUUGUCUGCGGUUAAGGCAGAGCUCAAAACCCUAGUUCAUUCCAUGCUUGAGGAGGGUAUUUUGGAUAGCCAGUUUACACAGCUUCAAGCUUUACAAGAUGAAAGCAACCCCAAUUUUGUUGCUGAAGUUGUGACUUUGUUCAUCAAUGACGCCCAAAAGAUCAUUAACCAUUUGAAUAAUUGCAUGUCUCAAGAAGUCAUUGAUUUCUCUGAGAUGGAUCCUUAUGUUCAUCAAAUAAAAGGAAGUAGCUCAAGUAUUGGUGCACGAAAUGUGAAACUCGCUUGUAUUGAUCUUCAACAAGCUUCUGAUGCCAAAAACAAGGAAAUGUGCUUGCAGGCCUUAAACAAAAUCAGUCGUGAAUACUGUAGAUUAGAAGUAAAAUUGCAUGCCAUUGUACAGCUGCAGAACACAAUCUUUACCAUGGAAACCAACCAACGACGUCAGGUUGGUAGGUAUGGUGCUAUGUCAACGCAACGGAGGUGAAGGAUGGAUUAUUCAUCAUUCAUUUACUUCAUCUGUUUUAUUAUUAUUAUUAUUAUUUUUCGUUGCUUGGUGGGUUACUUUGUAGGUUUCCCAGAUUGAGUUAACCCUUUUUCGGUAAAGAGCUUUUCUGUUUUUCAAAUGCCGAUUGCUAAGCUUCAGAAGUAGACAAUGUUUGCAA
Morus notabilis is the source of this 748-nucleotide messenger RNA. Its product is annotated as histidine-containing phosphotransfer protein 1. Gene Ontology annotation, cellular component: cytoplasm; nucleus. The transcript is spliced from 6 exons. Gene Ontology annotation, molecular function: histidine phosphotransfer kinase activity; protein histidine kinase binding. Bases 73 to 570 code for a protein of 165 amino acids. Lineage: Eukaryota; Viridiplantae; Streptophyta; Magnoliopsida; Rosales; Moraceae. Gene Ontology annotation, biological process: phosphorylation; cytokinin-activated signaling pathway; phosphorelay signal transduction system. The record is from RefSeq and is a predicted model, not a curated record.